Molecule: messenger RNA, 6089 nt
Organism: Serinus canaria (Common canary)
Lineage: Eukaryota; Metazoa; Chordata; Aves; Passeriformes; Fringillidae
Product: transmembrane protease serine 11E-like
Exons: 12
Coding region: 1673-3031 (452 amino acids)
Biological process (GO): proteolysis
Cellular component (GO): plasma membrane; extracellular region
Molecular function (GO): serine-type endopeptidase activity
Source: RefSeq, a predicted model, not a curated record
GGUGUUUUGGUAAGUGGAGAGCUUUGGAGAAGAAAAGAUGAAAAACAUCCUUGGCUCAUCAACCACUGAUACAUUAAUGUCUUCUCAGUGUCCCCGUGUGAAAGAAAAAGUAACUUUCUGCUUUGACAUCAGGUAGGAUGCAUUUGCUCUAAGACGUUAUCUCUUGAAAUAGUCUCUCCGUCUCCAGAAAACAUGCACUUUAAGGUGAAACUAUAUAAGGAUUGCCAUGAGGGCUCUGUGUUGUACAUUCUCCCACCUAUGGCACAAUCAAGUCACAAGGCAGAGCUCUAUGCCUGAGCAUCAUGGGGUGCCUGGAAUUAAUGUCUUUGCAUCACCUAUGUGCAGGUCAGGUAAUCAUGUGGCACUUGAUACUUUACCCUGGAAAUUGUCACCCUCUAGCUAGGCUUCUGUCUGCAUUUUUCUUGCACAUCUGGACUGACUCAGUUGUUCCUAUAUAGGAUGGCAAUGCAGCUUCCAGUUAAAGAAUUGAGAAGUAAUUACAUUAUAUGUGUCAUUAACAACUGUAUUCAUCAUGUUUUGUAACAAAUUAUGCUGAGACAUUGAAUCCAAAUUACGAGAAGCUGAGGCUUAUCUUUAGCUUAUGCUUCACUCAAAGGAAGCUGGCAUUCUCCAAAAGGCAGUCUUGCUGUUACUUGGCUACGGACUUGAUGUAAGGUGGAAGGAAGAGCUCCAGCCAGGUAAGGUGUAUUUGCAUCAGCGUGUUACUAAGCUGGUGAUCCCUGAGCUGCAGAGGGGUCAAAUGGAGGUCAUUAAGGUGGAGGAAAAGAGUCCCUAGAGGUUAGAAAGUUUAUUGCAGGAGAGCAAAGAAAAUGUGUGCCACUGGUAUCGUUGUGAGGUCUGUCUUCUGUAUUGUCCUUCUGAAACAAAUCUGUGUGUCAGGCUCUAUGGUCACAUAUCUCUUCUAGUAAGUUUAGUGGUACUGAGAAAAAUUAAAACUUCUUAGAACUUUAAAACUUAAAGCAUUUCUGAAGAUUCAGAAAUGCUGCUUUAGAUUAGAGUUUGAGCUUGUGAUGAUUGUUUGCCAGCUAACUUGCUGUCACCAGCACAAGUAGAACUUCAUAUUUAAAACCUGAAAAUAUUUAUAUCACAAAUGUUUAUGACACAGCAGAAUUUUUUCAGGACAGAAAUGUAUGUGUAACUAGGUAACCACAAUUAAAAUUAUCAACUAAGGAAUUAAAGAAGAAUGAAAAAAUUGCAUUUCGCUGUUGUUAUGAGGGCAGACUCUUUUAUGGCCAAAUGACCAAUUUCAAGGGAGUUAAGAGGCACAUACCUUUGAUUCUGCACCAGAUUGUCAGCUCCAUACCUGGCCUAGGGCUGAACAUUGUCUCUCGAACAUGCAAAUUUUCUGCAUUGAUCCUUCCCACAGUUUCUGAUUUGUUCUUAAUUAUACCAAAGAAGGAAAUAAACUCUGCAUCCUUGCAAAAUUUUCAUGGCUCUUCUGAUUUGGGGUGUUGCAGGGUGUAGCUAAUACUCUGAAAAGGCUUCAGGAUUCCUGGAUGAAAGGUGUGAUGAAAGAAGUGUAUUGUUAUUGUUUUAGGGGAGGAAUCAUGCUACUGGGUAAGCCUCUGUCACUGAGACUUGCUGGACUUGUUUGUUCUGACUUGCCUAUGACUCCUUUCUUUCUUAAUUCAGGAGAUAAAGCCUCAAGUCUAUGCUGAGAUGCUGCACAGUGUGUUGUGGUGCUCGGGACGGUGGAUCUCCCAGAGAGAAGAGCUUCUUGCUGACCUCUCAGUGGUACACAGAGGCAGUGAUCCAGAUGGACAGAGCAGUAAGGCGCUUAGAGCCAUGGAAGAUCGCAGUCAUUGUUGUGUCAGUGAUAGUAGGCUUAGCCCUCAUCAUUGGCUUGAUUACAUUUUUUUUGUGCCACGAUCAAGACAGAUAUUACAAUGCAUCUUUCCUAGUCACCAAUGUUGACUAUAAUCCUCAGUAUGAAAGGCAAACUACAGAGGAGUUCAGGAACCUAAGUGAAGAUAUUGAAACCAUGAUAUCUGAAGUAUUCAGGGGGUCCUUUCUAAGUAAAAGAUAUAUCAGGUCCCACGUGGUCAGUCUAAGCCCAGAUCCUGUUGGAGUACUUGCAUCUGUUGUUCUGGUAUUUAAAUUUCCCUCUGCUGACAGUGAAGAAGCGACCUGGGGUCAAGUGAACCGUGUGUUACUCAGAAGGCUGAGAGCAACCUCGACGUUCCUAAAUGUUGACCAGUCUACCAUAAAACUCACAGAGUUGAACAAGGAAAAGGGAGAUAACCUUUUAAACAACUGCUGUGGAAUACGAAGACAGGCAUUUUCAUCCUUCACAGGAGUGGAAAGAAUAACUGGUGGGCAGGGUGCACGGGAGGGAGAAUGGCCAUGGCAGGCGAGCAUUCAGCAAGAUGGGACCCAUCGCUGUGGGGCAUCAAUCAUCAGUAACACCUGGCUGGUGACUGCAGCCCACUGCUUUAGAGAAGUAAAAGAUCCUCGGAGGUGGACUGCCAGCUUUGGAAUUCUGCUGAGACCUCCAAAACAGAGAAAACUUUUCCGGAGAAUUAUUGUUCAUGAGGGAUACAGUAACCUUCUCACUGAUCAUAACAAUGAUGUGGCUGUUGUGGAACUUGCCUCUCCUAUUGAGUUCACAAGUGAGGUGCACAGUGUCUGUCUUCCUGAAGCAUCUCACGUUUUCCCAGACAACGCUUCCUGUUUUGUCACUGGCUGGGGAGCUUUGGAGAAUGAUGGCUAUAGUGUUAAUCAGCUUCGACAAGCAGAAGUGAGAAUUAUAAGUACUGAGGUUUGUAAUAGGAGACAAGUGUAUGGUGGAGCGAUAACAGCUGGAAUGGUGUGUGCUGGAUACUUGGAUGGGCAGGUGGAUGCUUGCCAGGGUGACUCUGGUGGACCACUGGUGAAUGCGAAUUCCAGAGGAAUCUGGUAUCUUGUGGGAAUAGUGAGCUGGGGAGAUGAUUGUGGCAAGCCAAAUAAGCCAGGAGUAUACACACGAGUGACUUACUAUAGAAACUGGAUCAACUCCAAAACGGGCAUCUGAAACAUGGAGCAGGUUAAGUCAUGUGGGCUGUGUACAGCUAUUCCUCUGACACAUCCUGCUCUAUGGUCACCCUCUAAGCAGCUGCUGGCUUAGCUUGUGGUCGUGUAUAAAGUACCUGUAAGCUUGGAGCAGUCUGGGACUUGAAAUUGAUUUGGCCUACAGCCAGACAGGAAUGGACUUGAUCCAUGUGACAUUUGUUUGUUCAGGAAGCAGUCUGUCAGAGGAACAACUGCCUUCAUCUAUAUGCAAUAUAUUGACCUUUUUUCCUACACGGCCACAUGUCUUGGCCCCAGCUUUUAUACCCAAGCAAAGUGUUUGAGUCCAAACAAUCAUCUACCAGCAUCCAAGACAAGCUUUAACUGAAACCUGGCCUAUCCAUUUCCUGUGUGCUCACAAGGCCCUAUCUAUCCAUAGAAAAGCUAUAAUCCAGGCCCUGACUCCAAGGCUUCUGUACUUCUGAAAUCUUGAGCUUUCUCCUGCAUCAUUCCAGGGAGUGCACUAUAAUGAAGAAUGGAAGAUGGCUUAGAGAAGUUCUGGUUCAUAAUAUCACAUGGGACUAUUAAUUAAGUGAAUUGAGAACUUUUCCUUGCCUGAGAAAGAAAUCAGUGGGAAACACCAGCUUGUGUCCACCUUCUUUGAACAAGUGAACAUAUGCCUGUUCGUCGUUUCAUAUAAAAAGUCUCUACCACAGCACAGUGAUUGCUGGACUUAAGACCAAACACCACCUUAAGUUCAUACCAGUUUGUUGCCAUAGUACAAUAUUUGGCUGAAUUAAUUUCCAGUUUUAUCUUUCCAGACUGUAUUUUUCUGAAUAAAAGUCCUUUGCCUUUUGUGCAGGAUGGAUGAUUGAAACAAUCUUAGUAUGACCUUUGUAAAAAAAACUCAAACUUCUUAUUCUUGUGAAUGCUGCUUUCAAGUCUUUAUAGUUUUAUAUGUACAUCUUUAGCUAUAUUCUAUUAAAAAACCCCUAGCUUUUGCAUUACAGUGGAAAUAUCCAGGUCCUUCAGAGCAACAGAACUGACAGACCCAGAAAUCUUAUGUACAGAGCUCUCUCUUCUCACAGGAAGUAAGAAUUGCCUGUGUUGCAUUGCCAGACUGUAGCUGACUCAUUUGAUCUCAGCCACACAAACCUCACAUUCUGUCUGGCUUCAUGUUUUCAGGAGCCCAUGUUUCUGUCAGCCAGGUAGAUAUCCAAUGUCCGAUGCUUUCUUCAACCCAGCAGCAGAACACACCUCUCCUUGGUGGGGAUGCUCUCCUUGGUGUGUCUGAAAGCUUUCCAAUUUCAUGUGGAUCCUGAUCCUAACAACAGCAAGUGCUGUGGGUUUAAUUGCUGGAUAAUGAGCCACUCAACUGCUCUUUUCUCCCUCUGUGGUCAGAAGGGGAAAGAACUGAGGAGAGGAGAUACUGGCCACACUGCCAAGAUUCAGAGCUGGUCCAGCAUGGCAAGCAGGAAAGAAGAACCUUCUGCCAGGCUAGAAAAGGCAAAGAGCAGGCUUUCAAUGUGCUCUUAGUUAGAAGGGCUGGGGGAAACAGCCCUCGGUGGUUAUAGUCUUGGGGUCAGAGUGUCAUUCAAGUUGAGCAGCAGUCAGCUGGCAAAGUCAAUGGCAGCUCAGGGAUCCCCUCUGGACUGUGCAGCUCACUGCCAGUGCUGCCCAAAUAAAGCUGUGAUCCCUACAGAGCAGUGAUAACAGAAAUAUUUUGAUUACAUGUCCUGUGAUCUGUUUGUCAUCCAGAGAACAGUUUUUCUAGAGCCUCACUGGAGGUACUGGAAUAGUUGGAAACCCACAGAAGGUCUGUAGCUGUUCUGUGCUCUAUACUUGUGUAUACCUGCCACUUGAUUUUUUUUUUUUCCCCCUCCAGGAACUUUUCUUGUGGAAUGCUGUGAGCUUCAGAAACAAACUUGGUGGUUUAAUUUCUACAUAGGGAAUAAACACUGGUUCUAUAGGCCUCAGCCUAACAAAUUUCAUUUCAACUUCUUUAGCUGAACAUGUCUUUGACAUAUAUUGCUUGUUAGAGGAAGCUUAAUACUGACAUAUGACAAAUAUAUAUGAAUUUUUUUUCUUGGUUGUAGCACUUGUCUUGCCAGGAUGGUGAAUGAAAUUUUAUACUUCAUAAAUAUCAUUACAAAAUACUAUGAAUUUUCAGUUUUCAAACCACUUUAGGCUUGGGUUUUCAAAGGACAUCAUGGUUUUUCCAUCUGCUGUAUUUCAUUGUAACUUGCAAACUUCACAUUUUUAGGAUUGCAAAUACCAACUUUCUCACUGAUUCCCCAAAAUAGGUCCAAAAAAUUAACUUUGAAUCUGUGAACUUCCCAAUUUGCUUCUUUUGGGUACUAUAUCAGAAAGCCUUAAGCAUUUAGCUCAGUCUCAAGGGCUGUAGUAAAUCUUAUUCUCCAAAGUGGUUCAAACAAAACUUUAAAACUCAACUUGUCAUUUGCUUAAGGAACUGCCAUUUCUGAGGGUCUACUUGUAGAGAUACAGUACCUGUUCUCCCUUAUUGCUGAGUACCAGCACAGUGCAGCCAGGAGGAGCAGGGUUUAAGAGAAUCUGGCAUCUACUUGGUGUAUGUUUUGGAAGGCUUUAUUUUGGACUACCCUCUGGAGAUUCUCCUUAUGGGACCUGGAAAUUUUGGUUCUAGUUUCUUCUGGAAGAAUGUAGUUCACAUGCUCUGAGGCUUCUUGGUGAUGCAAAGCAGUACAAAUGGUGACAAUCAAGAAGAGCAUCUGAAAGAACAGACUUCAUUCAAGAGAAUAUUGAUGCGGUUGAACAUGAUGGGCCUGAAUCCCUUACUUGUGGCAAAAGUACACUGAUGACAACCUUGUCUGGCUUUUCAUGAGGGAAAUUAAGGAAACCUGAAGCCAAAACUUUUUAUUUGGUUUAGGUGGUCUGGCAAACUUGCAUUUCUUUGAAGCUGCAUCUUCACCAGUUUGUGAAGCUACAAGCUGCAGUUUCUAUCAACCAUGUUUUUAGAGCAAUUAACAUCUUUACUUAAGGCAGAAUGGAUAUAUCUAACUAUACAAUCAUUCAUGACACACAGGAAUGUAAUUUAUAUGUAAAUU